GUGGUGGGCUACCUCAUAUGCUCAUCGGAAGUAAAAUCCAACUCACGUCGGCCACCGUCUUGAUGGCACUUGUGUCAGCCCGUACGGGGGCAACUAUCUUAGGCCGCUCGAGCGGAGAGGCCAUCUGCGAUGGCGCCGAAGUUGUGAGCAGCACCACCAUUUCGGUGAACGGCAAGGAAGUGGUCCAUACCACCUAUUCUUGCCCUUCCAUCGCUCGUCGAGGUAUUAUAUGUCGUCUCCUUGGGAUCUGUCCCACUAAACCUAAACCAGCACCAACCGACCUUCCGACCUAUGUGUGCGAUCAACUUUGUGAUUACGUUUGCAGUGACCCCAAUCCAUUGCCGCCUAUAACCGAGGAUUGCGGUGUGAUCCAAGACGCCAUUCAGAUAUACGAAGGAAGCAUCGCUCCCACUUUUGUCGUCGAUGCUAGCAGUAUCGAGCAGUUGACUUACGGCACUUGUCGUUUCUUCUUCGAAAAUUUGAGUUCGGCACCCCUCGAAUAUUGCUGGACCAGCCUCUCAUCGAUAGCAUCCUCCGGUGAGACGGCGUGUUUCCCACCUGUUCAACCGGUCCAGUCUCAGGCAUUAUGCAUUCCAUCCACUGGUGCUUGGGAGGUUGGAGUUGGACACUCUUAAGCGUCGAAAGUCUCGAGAGUCAAGACUGCUCAAAGUAACAAUGUUAGCAAAGGUCUUGAAAUAAAACAUUUUAUGCCAAUAACGAGAGGUUGAUACACUAGCUAUGGUUACAGUUCCGUUUGAGACAAGGGAUUUGGGUUGGCUAUUUCUGCCACGACAACCGGGAGCCCCGUGCCAAGGUCUAUAAUAUGUAAUAUGUAUCAGGCAAAAAUCGAAUGCUGAAGAUUAGUCUCCAGUCACCCACCACUUCCAUUGAAUUCAUCUCUGCGCAUUCGGUGGCGUUCCU
Molecule: messenger RNA, 921 nt
Organism: Serpula lacrymans var. lacrymans S7.9
Lineage: Eukaryota; Fungi; Basidiomycota; Agaricomycetes; Boletales; Serpulaceae
Exons: 7
Coding region: 18-635 (205 amino acids)
Source: RefSeq, a predicted model, not a curated record